ACGUUGCCCUCGCUACUCCCAUUCACUUAUAUGCAGUUCCUUCCACAAAAAUAUAUCCAACAAUUAAAAAUAAAAAAAAUAAAAUCGAAAUUUAGACAUAAUUUUGUUAUCCAACAAUCUCGCUCUUCAAUGGCGGCGACAAUCCUCACUCCACCGCGUCUCCAACUCUCGACAACGACGCCGUUUCCAUCUCCACGCGUCUCGUUCCCUCUCAAAUCCAAACCUUACCUCUCCUUCACCACACGCGCCACAACCGACGAUGAUCCCCAACCCGAAUCACAAACUUCCAGACCGGCACCCGGCUCCGACUCCGACAGCGACCCCUUCGAAUCCCGUCUCUCAAAUGUCCGCCUCCGAUACCGUAGCGGAACCGGAAAGAAAGCGGAGGUUAGGAAGUCUAAAAAAGGAGUAUCCAAAUCCGGUACCGGAUCCGGACUGUACCUUCCACCAGUGCCUUUAAAGGAGGCGGUGUCAGGCGGUGUGAAAGUGGAGUUCGGGUUUAGUCGGUAUACUGAGAGGGUAAACGGGCGGAUAGCGAUACUAGGGCUAACGGCAUUAUUGUUGGUGGAAUUAGCGACAGGAAAAGGCGUGAUUAAUUAUCACACGCCAGCAGUUGUGUUAAUUCAGGUUUACCUUGUAGCGGCGGUGUCGGCUCUGUAUAUUAAGUAUGAGAAGGAAAAAGUUAGCGUUUGGCCUCGAGAAUGAAGUAUAAAUUACGUUAGCGAUUUUUAUUUAUUUAUUUUUUUUUUUUGUAAUUUAUGAUACGUUUAAGUUUUUGUUGGACAAUUGAAUGGAUUAUUAUAAACUGUGAUUAUGGUUGAAGAA
Molecule: messenger RNA, 825 nt
Organism: Ricinus communis (castor bean)
Lineage: Eukaryota; Viridiplantae; Streptophyta; Magnoliopsida; Malpighiales; Euphorbiaceae
Exons: 1
Coding region: 31-705 (224 amino acids)
Source: RefSeq, a predicted model, not a curated record